AUGGAAUAUACUGUUUUGUUCGAGGAUGGCUGUCCUACGGAUGGGUGGACGAACGAAGAAGAUGGAAAGUUUGUUGGUGAAAAGAGUCAGAAAGAAAAUAAUAAAGGCAAUUUUGAUGCGGUUCAUCAGCUCCAAAAAGAUCAUCGACAACGGUACCGUCUGAGGUACGGAGCUAUUGCCACUGCUAUGGAACGAACGGAUUUGCAGCGCAAAAUUUCAGCAGAUUCUACAGAAGGAGCUUCAAAACCGCCGUUUAAGCGGGGGCACAUUCGACGCAGUUCUUAUGAAUCAGCACAAAUUCAGUUUAACCAUCGCCCAGCAUUAUUGGGCUCAAAAAAGGCUUUUAGUUUGAACCGACUUAAUUUAUUUGGGCGACGUUCAUUGAGGUUUCUAGGAGAAGGGUUUUUGGAAUAG
Messenger RNA from Enterobius vermicularis (human pinworm), 414 nucleotides. Lineage: Eukaryota; Metazoa; Nematoda; Chromadorea; Rhabditida; Oxyuridae. The record is from the annotation of a GenBank genome assembly.